Diabrotica virgifera virgifera (western corn rootworm) is the source of this 941-nucleotide messenger RNA. RefSeq lists its product as uncharacterized. The record is from RefSeq and is a predicted model, not a curated record. NCBI's taxonomy places the organism in Eukaryota, Metazoa, Arthropoda, Insecta, Coleoptera, Chrysomelidae. Bases 126 to 692 code for a protein of 188 amino acids. The transcript is spliced from 2 exons.
AAUAGAAUUAAAGAUUUAUUUUUUAUGAUUAGAUAAGAAAUUUUACAACAGAAUAAAGUUUAGCAUAAAUUUGAAUUUUUUAUAUUUAUGGUAUAGUAUAUAAAUAAAUAGCAGUUAUAAAAUUUAUGAUUCUUUUGAGUAUAUUUAUUUUCCCUGUUUUGUCCUGGAUAAAGCAAACAGCGAGAAAUACUAGAAGCCACAAAAUAAAGGUUGACACUCAGCUGCACAGCACUAUGAGGAUGAUAGCUGGUACAAUUAAAUCAACUCCCACCCAAUGGCUUCCAGUUUUAAGUCACAUCCCACCUCUACAUUUACGACAAGUUGACGCACUUACACGUGCAUACAAAAAGAUCAUGAACAAUAUAAAUCUGCCGAUCCACCAAGAUACCGAGGAUGCACGAAAUACUCAUCUCCGUUCUAGAAAACCACCAAUAAAAACGGCAAGAAUGAUACAUGAGGAGUUCAACAUCAAGAAUGCAUGGUCCCAAGAAUGGAACGCAUGGCAAAAUAACAUGCCCUGCAUUACCCACAAGCCACCAGGUUUUGAUCUUUCAUGUAAAACUCUAAAUAGGAUCCGAACCAGACAUGGCAUAUGUGCAUACAUGUUACAUAAAUGGGGAAAGAACCCAUCUCCUCAAUGUCAAACCAUUGACCACAUUAUUGAAGUGUCCCUCAAGAUCCUACAAUGGUAGCCCUGAAGACUUCCUGUUUGCGACUUCAGAGUCAAUUGAUUAUAUUAAUACACUUGAUGUUUGUUUGUAACUAUUUAAAGUUUGUCAUAUACCUAUAUUACUAGUGUUUGUAAUUUUGUUCUAAAUAUGUUGUAAUUGCCAUACGAUAAAUAAAAUAAAUCUUCUGAUAAUUCUCUUUCUCGCUCCAACUUGUACUAUUUCUACAUAAGGUUCUCUUUGUUAACCAAAACAAUACUUACUUCCUUUUCA